This is a messenger RNA of Eleginops maclovinus (Patagonian blennie), 7066 nucleotides long. It is a transcript of the gene rock2a, whose product is annotated as rho-associated, coiled-coil containing protein kinase 2a. NCBI's taxonomy places the organism in Eukaryota, Metazoa, Chordata, Actinopteri, Perciformes, Eleginopidae. Gene Ontology annotation, molecular function: small GTPase binding; Rho-dependent protein serine/threonine kinase activity; ATP binding. Gene Ontology annotation, cellular component: centrosome; cytoplasm; cytoskeleton. The record is from RefSeq and is a predicted model, not a curated record. Gene Ontology annotation, biological process: positive regulation of centrosome duplication; cortical actin cytoskeleton organization; regulation of cell junction assembly.
GUGUGUGUUGGUGUGUAGAUGUGAGUGCACGGUGAAGAAUUCAGCCGCCGGAGGACUUUCCUAAACGCAUUAAACUAUUCAUUAGUGUGGAUAAAACCAAUAAAGAGAACAAAACAAGGAGCACACAUGUGAAAAUGCGAGAAGAAAUCCAGGAAGAGAGUGUGUUCUUAUUAAAAAUUCAGCGCGGGAGAACACACAUUAUCGCCCCUUCGGAUGACCUGUGGCAGCACCGAGGAUAAACUACAGCAGCUUCAAACAUUACUGAAUGGGCUGAAACGAAGCGGAGUGUUCACUAAAGAGCGAGUCCAAAGCAUUUCCCAGCGACCAAAACCCAAAGGGAAGGGGAGGAGAGGGGGGCAAAGAAAACGCCCUGCUGCCUGUUGCUGGUAUCUCCACAUUCAAACUUUAUCGCCGAGUUGGAAAAAUGCACUUUUCUGUAAACGGGAGAGGAUAACUCUAAAGUGUAACGCUAUUUUGUACAAGCUAAAAGUCACGCGGCUAGCUAACCGAAGGCCCGCGCACUCGGCAAGUUUCGGCUCCCGAGGAAAAGCCUCUUCUUUGGGAAUAUUUUUUCCUCAUUGUGCACACUAUUCCUGGUGGAAGCGAUUUGGGUGGGCUGAGAGCCCAAGGCUUGCUCCGCUAGGCCCACGGCCAUUAGCCAGGCACAAAGCGUUUUCACAUGUAAACUCACACACACUUUGGAGAAGCUCUUCAUAAUUUUACUUAACUUUUUUUUAACGAGCCGACGCUGCAGCCAUGUCGCUGGGAGCGGAGAGGAGGAUGGAAACCCGGCUAAAGAAGCUGGAGGACAUGAUCAGAGAGCCCAGAUCUGCCAUAAACCUGGAAAGUUUGCUGGACUCUAUAAAUGCCCUGGUCUUAGACUUGGACUACCCUGCACUACGCAAGAACAAAAACAUCGAAACCUUCUUAAACAGAUAUGAAAAAGUCAUAACACAGACUCGAGACCUCCAGAUGAAGUCGGAAGACUUUGACAGAGUUAAAGUCAUCGGUCGAGGGGCAUUUGGUGAAGUCCAACUUGUCCGGCAUAAAGCCUCUCAGAAAGUCUACGCCAUGAAGCUGCUGAGCAAGUUUGAGAUGAUCAAACGCUCAGACUCAGCUUUCUUCUGGGAAGAGAGGGACAUCAUGGCCUUCGCCAACAGUCCCUGGGUUGUGCAGUUGUGCUGCUUCCAAGAUGAGCACUUCCUCUACAUGGUGAUGGAGUACAUGCCGGGCGGAGACCUGGUGAACCUCACCAGCACCUACGACGUGCCUGAGAAGUGGGCCAAGUUCUACACAGCGGAGGUGGUGAUGGCUCUGGACGCCAUCCACUCCAUGGGCUUCAUCCACCGGGACGUGAAGCCCGACAACAUGCUGCUGGACAGACUGGGACACCUGAAGCUGGCCGACUUUGGCACCUGCAUGAAGAUGGACUCUACCGGCAUGGUGCACUGUGAUACGGCGGUGGGGACUCCGGACUACAUCUCUCCUGAGGUGCUGAAGUCCCAGGGAGGAGACGGCUAUUAUGGCAGAGAGUGUGACUGGUGGUCUGUCGGCGUCUUCAUCUUUGAGAUGCUUGUUGGUGACACACCCUUCUACGCCGACUCUCUGGUGGGAACCUACAGUAAGAUCAUGGACCACAAAAACUCCCUCAACUUCCCUGAUGACGUGGAGAUCUCCAAAGACGCCAAGAAUAUCAUCUGUGCCUUCCUUACUGACAGGGAGGUGCGGCUGGGCAGAAACGGCAUAGAUGAAAUCAUGCGACACCCUUUCUUCAAGAACGACCAGUGGACCUUCAACACCAUCAGACACACGGCGGCUCCUGUGGUCCCGGAGCUGAGCAGUGACAUAGACACCAGUAAUUUUGACGAGAUUGAAGACGACAAAGGGGAUGUAGAAACAUUCCCCACACCGAAGGCCUUUGUCGGAAACCAGUUGCCCUUCGUCGGCUUCACGUACUUCAAAGAGGAUCAGUUACUAAACGCUUCCAACAACAUAUCGGUGGCUCAUGAUAAAUCCAAAGGAGAGUCAGCAGCACUGCAGAAGACAAUCCUCCUCAUGGAGAGGCAGCUGAACAAUGAGAAGCAGGCCAAAGUGGAUCUUGAUCACAAACACAGAGCUGUCACCAGCCGUCUAGACAAAAUCGCCAAAGAACUUGAGGAAGAGGUGAGCAGCAGGAAGAAUCUGGAGUCCACUCUGAGGCAGCUGGAGAGAGAGAAAGCUCUGCUGCAGCACAAAAGCCUGGAGAGCAACCGCAAGGCCGAGAGCGAGGCCGACAGGAAGCGCUGCCUGGAGAACGAAGUGAAUGGCCUUCGAGACCAGCUGGAUGACGUGAAGAGGAGGAACCAGAACUCACACAUUUCCAAUGAGAAGAACAUCCACCUGCAGAAACAGCUGGAUGAAGCCAACACGUUGUUGCGGGCCGAGUCGGAGGCGGCGGCGAGGCUCCGGAAGGCGCAGGCGGACAGCAGCAAGCAGCUGCAGCAGCUGGAGGCCAACGUGCGCGAGCUGCAGGACAAGAGCUGCAUGCUGGAGCGCAGCAAGCUGAGCCUCGAGAAGGAGUGCAUCAGCCUGCAGGCGGCGCUAGAGACGGAGAGGAGGGAGCACAGCCAGGGCUCGGAGACCAUCAGCGACCUCAUGGCACGCAUCUCCUGCCUGGAGGAGGAAGCCCGUCAGCAGAGACAGACUCUGUCCAAAACCGAGACCGAGAAGAGACAGCUUCAGGAGAAACACACCGAUCUGGAGAAGGAGAAGAGCAACAAGGAGAUCGAUCUGACCUACAAGCUGAAGGUGCUGCAGCAGGAGCUCGAGCAGGAGGAGGCCUCUCAUAAGACCACCAGGGCCAUGCUGGCAGACAAGAGCAAGAUCAAAGUCACCAUCGAGGGCGCUAAGUCGGAGUCCAUGAAGGAGAUGGAGCAGAAGCUGGCGGAGGAGCGAGCGGCCAAACUUCGCCUGGAGAACCGGAUCCUGGAUCUGGAGAAGGACAGCAGCAUGAUGGACUGCGACUACAAGCAGGCUCUGCAGAAACUGGACGAGCUGCGCCGACACAAGGACCGACUCACUGAGGAGGUGAAGAACCUGACACUGAAGAUCGAGCAGGAGACCCAGAAGCGUAGCUUGACCCAGAACGACCUGAAGGCUCAGAACCAGCAGCUGAAUUCUCUGCGAUCCUCAGAGAAGCAGCUCAAGCAGGAAAUGAACCACCUCUUGGACAUCAAACGCAGCCUGGAGAAACAGAACCAGGAGCUACGCAAAGAAAGACAGGACACAGACGGCCAAAUGAAGGAGCUACAGGACCAGCUACAAGCCGAGCAGUAUUUCUCUACCCUGUAUAAGACCCAGGCUCGGGAUCUAAAGGAGGAGGGUGAGGAGAAAAGCAAACUCUACAAAGAUGUGCAGCAGUCUCUGCAGGAGCUUCAGGAGGAGAGGGAUUCGUUGGCCGCUCAGCUGGAGAUCACGCUGACGAAGGCGGACUCGGAGCAGCUGGCGCGCUCCAUCGCUGAGGAGCAGUACUCGGACCUGGAGAAGGAGAAGAUCAUGAAGGAGCUGGAGCUGAAGGAGAUGAUGGCCCGCCAUCGCCAGGAGCUCUCUGACAAGGACAUCACCAUCAAUUCUCUGGAGGAAGCCAACAGGACUCUGACCAGUGAUGUCGCUAACCUAGCCAAUGAGAAGGAGGAGCUGAACAACAAGCUGAGCGAGGCAAUAGAAGAAUCAGAGAAGUCGAAGGAUUGGGAGCAGCAGAUCAACCAGAUGAAGCUGGGCUAUGAGAAGCAGCUGCAGACAGAGAAGACGCUGAAAACUCAGGCUGUCAAUAAGCUGGCAGAGAUCAUGAACAGGAAGGAGGUCCGUGGCGGAGGCAGUCGCCGAGGUAACGACACAGACAUGAAGAGGAAGGAUAAGGAGAACAGGAAGCUGCAGCUGGAGCUCAGGUCGGAGAAGGAAAAACUCAACAGCAGCAUCAUCAAGUACCAGCGGGAGAUCAACGAUUUGCAGGCGCAACUGUCCGAGGAGAGUCAGAUGCGCAUCGAGCUGCAGAUGGCUCUGGACAGUAAGGACAGCGACAUCGAGCAGCUGAGGAACCUCCUGCAGACGCUCAGCGUUCAGUCCAUGGACUCCGCCAGCAUCGGCAGCGGACCGGACUUCGAUACUGAUGAUGCGUACACAGAAACGAGGCUGGAGGGCUGGCUCUCCCUCCCUGUGAGAAACAACACCAAGAAGUUUGGCUGGGAGAGAAAGUACGUUGUGGUGAGCAGCAAGAAGAUCCUCUUCUACAACAACGAGCUGGACAAGGAGCACUCCAUUCCCUACAUGGUGCUGGAUAUAGACAAACUCUUCCAUGUGAGGCCUGUCACUCAAACAGACGUGUACCGUGCUGACGCCAAAGAGAUCCCUCGGAUAUUCCAGAUUCUUUAUGCCAAUGAGGGCGAAAGCAAAAAGGAGGCAGAAGAUCCGCUGCCCAGCGGAGAGAAGUCCAGCUACAUCUGCCACAAGGGCCACGAGUUCAUCCCCACGCUGUACCACUUCCCCGCCAACUGUGAGGCGUGCACCAAGCCGCUGUGGAACAUGUUCAAGCCCCCGCCCGCUCUGGAGUGCCGGCGCUGCCACAUCAAGUGCCACAAAGACCACAUGGACAAGAAGGAGGAGAUCAUCGCCCCGUGCAAAGUGAACUACGACGUGUCUUCAGCCAAGAACCUGCUGAUUCUGGCGCUGUCCCAGGAGGAGCAGCAGAAGUGGGUGAGCCGACUGGUCAAGAAGAUUCCCAAGAAGCCUCCCCCACCAGAGCAGUUUGCGCGCUCCUCGCCACGCGCCUCCAUGAAGGUCCAGCCCAGCCAGUCCAUGAGGAGGCCCAGCCGACAGCUCCCCAUCAGCAAGAGCAGUUAACCUCGCUUGAGAUUGCGGCGCAUCGUGGAUGUGGUGGUGGUGGUGGGGGGGGUUGUCCUCCUAAAUCAAAGACUACACAAAGCUCUGUUUGCAGAUCAGCACACUGAACUCAUCAAAUCUUCACACCCGCCGUGCUUCAGCCUGUGAGAGUCAGCAUUCCCUUUUUUUUUUGGUUGAACUUAUUUCCCGGGCAUUUCCAGCGGGCAAUCACCUGAGCACCUGCGAUCUCUACACCGUGAUGGAUAUAUUGUAAGAGUAUUAGCUCCUCCCGGGCCCUCCACUAGAGCUAUGAAGUGUCUCCGAGGGCUGAAGUGGCUCUUUCAGCUCCCACAGAACACAAAAUAGCUCUUAUGAGCCGACAAGGGGACACACUUACCUCACAAGGACACUUUCUGACUGAAGGACCCGACAGAAAAAAAACUCCUCACCGCCUUUUGGGAUUCUUGUGGCCAAAUAAAAAAGACGUGUGUUUAAUGAACAAUAUGAAGGGUAUAAAGGGGGAACACUACACUCGUUCUGUAAUGGUUGAAGACUUGAUCUCACUUAUCCAAACUGUUUUUAUGAUUGUAGCUUCCCACAACUCUGCUUCACACGGGUCACAAAAUUGAAUAAGGUACUUAAGCAAAGCAGCUCUGAGGGGAAGGAGUGUCACAUUCCUCCCAGGAUUCAGCAAAUAAUUCCUUGAGUGCCUCUUAUUCAGAUUUCUGACUCGCUCUGGAUCACCACUCUGUCGUUACAGAUAGCAUUAGAUUAGACGUGAGAUCCACACAAACCCCCGUAAUCUUUCAAACCUGCACUGUCAGUUAUGAGGGUUAAUGUUUACUGAAUUCAAGGGGUGCACCGUUAACGCUUUUCUGAUCCGAGCUCGACUCAUCUUUUGUUGAUGAAUGUACUUUACCAGAGACGACACGCAGGCAUUGUAUUACUUUAUCCAAAUAUACUUGACUGAAGCCUGCUUUCAUCACCAACUCCUCUGAGUGAACCUGCAUGUGUUUGCCUUUUCAGGCCUCCACCUCUUAGGAUUUUUUUAGGGGAAUCUAUAAGGUGGCCAACAGGUGCAUACGCACUACAACAGCCCAACAUAUCUCCAUUAGGAGAGAUGAACUGAAGUUUCUGAAUUGCUACAAAUAAAAAAAGACAAAUGUGCCAAAACACAUGCGAAUGAAGAAACAUCUUCACCAACUCGAUGAAGCAUGCACAGCAUUUACUAAAAGCGCUGCAUUAAUGAAACGCUGCAAGGGGCUCAAAACACUACGUAAACGGGGACAGUAAAAAGUGACGCACACAGCUGGGACCGGAGCGCUUGUUGAUAUUCGGUGAUUAUAAAGUUGGCCAACUGUUUCUGGUCACCUAACUAAAAAGUUUUAUUUGUUUAUUUUAUUAAUGUGAUCACUUGAUUUGCUGUAAGCUAUCUAGCUAAUGUAGCUAACCCAGUUAUUUCAAUGGACUGACAAGACAAUUACAAUAAUGAACAGGCUUACUCUGCCAACAGUGACAAGCUGUGUGCAUCACUUUUAAGCAUCCCCUUUUCCGUUUGUGUUUUGAGUUUCUUGCAGCGAUUUUUAUUUGUAGCGUUUAGUUUAUACAGCGCUUUUAUUAAAUUAAUUUGCUGCACGUGUGAAGUUGUUGAAGAUGUUUCUUCAUUUGCACGUGUUUUGGCACAUGUGUUUUUAUAUUUGCUUUGUUUCUGAAGCUGCAGAAUGUUUCUCCUAAUGAAAGUGUUUGGGGCCGUUGUAGCGCGUUUGCACCCGUCGGCCUCCGUACAACUACCUAAUAAAAAGCAGAAACAAUGAAGGUUAUGCAAUCAUAUCCCAUGAGUCAAAUACUGAGCAGCACUAUUCCAUUCAAAGUUUUUCUAAAAGUGUUUUGUCCUGAUAUUUUUGUAUUAAAAGUAACCAAACUCUGAGUUUGGGCACAUUGUUGUGUAUGUGGCUUAUACAGCAAAUGGAGAGUAACUAUUUGUGUGUGUGUGCGUGUGUGUGUGUGCCGAGUGCUCUCCUUUAACCAAGAAGCAUGUUUUAUACAUAUGAAUAUACACAGUCUAUAUUUUACAUGCCAUACAGUGCACAUUAUAUUAUUUAUACAGCCUUGUCCACUUUGUAUUUAAGGGCUCUACAUCCAGAUUGCAUGUUUGCUACCAAACUGCUCUAUAAUAAUAACUUCUUCAACAAUAAAGACAUGGAUGUGC